Messenger RNA from Endocarpon pusillum Z07020, 4611 nucleotides. RefSeq lists its product as uncharacterized. NCBI's taxonomy places the organism in Eukaryota, Fungi, Ascomycota, Eurotiomycetes, Verrucariales, Verrucariaceae. The transcript is spliced from 13 exons. The coding region runs from base 1 to 4611 and encodes 1536 amino acids. The record is from RefSeq and is a predicted model, not a curated record.
AUGCCAUGGUUUCGCACACGCCUUCCAGCACCAAAUGACUCUCCAUCAAGGAGCGAGCGACAAGUCGAUGAAGUUGUCAGGCGCACUGAGCUAAGUGGGGUUUCAGGUCCUGGUAACGCUCAGAAUGAAAAUCGACCUCAGUUAGUACAGAGCACGACCCCUCUUUCAGGCUCUCGCGAAAGACGUCCCAGCAUCAUUCCGCGUCGUAUGAAGCCGUCUUCGCAAUCACUUGGUGGUGCUUCAAGAAAUCCGGCGAAUACUGCUGCCAACAAUCAAAGCGAGCUGUCUAAAUCCAAAGAGCUGCAAUCCAAAUCUACGAGGGCACCUCAGAACACAAAGCCACCGAAAUCGGUUGAAGCAACCAGAAUCAGUGAGGUAUCUGGUCCCCAGCAGGCGUCUUCAGGUGCCCCCGGAUCCAGAGAAGCGUCCAAAUUCACAAAGCCGCCCAAGUCUGAGGAGUCAAGCGGACCAAAGAACGCACCAAGAUCUGGGAAAGCCGCCACGUCUAGGCAAGGAUUUGGGUCUGAGAUGCCAUCUGAAUUCAAUGGGGUAAAUGGAGCCAACAUGCCAUUGAGGUUAGAGGAUGCUCCUGGACCUGGAAAGCCAUCUAAUGUCGAUGUAACCAAUCCCGGAACUAAAAACGAUAGUAAGACGGGACUUUGCUGGAAAAAGGCCAUAUUGCUUUUAAGAAAGGAGCAUCCGAAAGAGUUUGAGGUCCUGUUGUCAGCAUCCGAAGAGAAGUCGCUGAAAGAGGAGGAGGUCUUUGAUUGUUUGGGUUUGACAUCAAAGGAGCAGGUCAAAAGCGGAAAAGCACAUAUAUAUGUCGAAAGACUUUGGCAAGCUUUAGAGCCAUUCCAGCAACUCGGGAUGAUAGCAUCGCGUGUGGAUCCCCACGGUAUCGCCCCUUUUGCGGUCGCAUCGUUAUUCCUUUUGGUCAAGUUAGCACGGGGUUUGGAAUACCGAGAGCUCGUCAUUGAAAUCUUUUCCGACAUCACUUGUAUGAUGAUGCGGUGGUACCAUUUCGAAACACGAUUGUUUAAUCAACACGAUCCGUCCUUAAUCAACACCAAGGACCAGAUUGACGCCCUUAAAGGCCGUCUGACAGAUUUAUUCUUUGCAGCGCUGAAACUUGCAGCCACUAUAUACAAGUAUUUGGACGGUCACAUGGCCCUAAGAUUGGGCCGUAGGUUGAUAGCCGACAAGGUUAAGUGGCAAAACAUGCUCAAGGAACUCAGGGCCAUCGAAGCUCAGUGCAAAGCAUGCAAGGAAGUGAUGGAUGCGGAGUCGAAGUUCCAGAAAGACAACGCCAGCAUUCUCGCCUGGAUUACAAACACGAACCAAAAGCGGGACCACGAGCUCUUGCGGGCCUCACUCGGGAUAGAUAAGGUCUAUAAAGACUGCGGGAAGUGGCUGUUCAUAACUCCCGAGUAUCACAACUGGAAAAAAGGUCGGCCCGCCUCGAAGCCAGUACUGUGGCUCAAAGGUACAGUGGGAACUGGAAAGACAACUUUGAUGUGCAGAGCCAUCGAGGAGCUGCGUGAAGACUUUAAAUAUGGGGAUCAUGGUGAGCACCCAGUAAUACACUAUUACUGCACAGGUACACCCUGUGUGCAGGAAGAGUAUGACAAACACAAGUUGGAUAAUCCAGUCGACUGCAGAUUUUCUACAACAGAGUGUGAAGAACUCCUGAAAAAAUUGAUCCCAAGUGAUCCAAAAAAACUGCGCAUCACGAUCGUGAUCGAUGCUCUCGACGAAUGUGAAGAUAACGGUUAUGAGUUGCUUGAGAUCCUGGGUAACCUUCUACAAAGCCGGCCACAGUCUAUUCGUCUGCUGCUAUCGAGUCAGCUGCAUGUUAGAGUCGAAGAGAACUUCGGCGAUAAUAUUACUGAAUCUCUUCGGGUAAACUCUACCGUGACGAAAGACGAUAUGCACACAUUCAUCGAGACGGAAAUGGAGAAACGCGCGAAGACGCCUGGAAAUCGUAUCUUGGAUUCUCGCACGGGCUUAUACGUAGAGGUAGCAGGGGAGCUCACAAACCGCGCCAUGGGCAUGUUCCAAUGGGUGAAAUUGCGAAUUGGAAUAUUCUUUCCAAAGCCGCCACUAGAAACAACCACGAAGGUGCAGAAAGAGUUAAAGGAGCUUCGAACGGCAAACCCUAAAGAUCUAAACCCCACCUACAGAAGACUAUACGCGAACAAUGUGAUUCAAUAUGAGCGACAGAACACCGCCAAAACCUACCGUCUUAUUUUGAGCGCCUAUAAACCAUUGACCCUCAAGCAAGUUAGAGAAGCAGUAUCCAUCGAAAAUGACGGAAAGAUCAAUAACGAAGUUGACGAGGAAUAUAUCAGAAGACGGUGUCACAGUUUCGUUAUAGAGAACGAAGAUGGGUACUUACAAUUCGCGCACGAGUCUGCAAGGUUAUUCCUGGAAAAAGUUGAAAAUCAUGGGGACAAAGAUUUCGCUGAUGUAGACGAUUUCUCGGAUACCGCAAACCAUCGCGAGAUGCUUGAGAUUUGUCUGAAGCUGAUGAUGAGACCCAACCAUCCAAUGUGGAUACCCGAUGAACUGAGAUUCGUCCAGCAGAAUGGCGGAUUCGAUUGCUCGAGCAGGGUAACAAAGACGAAUUACGAACAAAACUGUGACAUGCUUAUUCAGUGUAUGCAGGGUACAGGUUUCAGUGCAUACACUCUCAAAUACCUUGGCUACCACUGCCGCAAGCUGGGAUCAACACAGUUGCUAGGACCGGGGCUUUCCAGAGACUUAAGUAAUGUUAUCACCGAGCCUAAUACAGCACUUCUUUGGUGGUAUCGGUUUGUGAUCACCUAUCUAAGUCCCCAAGAGUUUAAGGACUCAGGAAACCACCUUGAAAGUUACAAUCAGUGCAGGCGCUUCCAAAAGAAAGUCUUAGUUUGCAUGCAAAACAACCGCACACCCAACCCUUUUCUUGCCGUAUGCAUAUGGGACCUUGCUGAGUGUGUGGACGAACUUCAGGCCCGCCUCUUCCCCAAAAAUGAAGAAUGGUCAUCCGCACUGCAGCUACCACUCGAUGUCUGCUGUUUCUACGGGUCAAGCCGGACAUUAUCGAAGCUCGUCGACGUUUACCCUGCAAAGGCGGACGCACUCAUUAUGGAAGCCCACGGUUUCCUUGGCAAGAUUCCUAUUCAAGUUGCCGUUGAGCAGUUUAGAGUGGAUGUGACUAGGAUUUUAUUGGAAUUCGAACGAAAGCGGGCCCAUAUCACGAAACAAGAACGCUGGACUAGCAAUCAAUUGUUAUGUUUGCGCCCACUGAGUAAAAGAAUGAGAAUAUUAGAGCGCCCUGACGCCGUCCCGAUGCUCAAGCUGUUACUGGAGUUUGAGGCAGAUCAGACUGGGGCACGUUUUCCUCCAAGCUCAGAAGAGUGUUGGCGAGGUUGGGACAUCCAGAUUUUGUCUUGCUCGACUGCCGAACUCACCGAAUUAGAGGCGGCGCUGGGAAGGAAUGAUUCAAACGGGGGAGCAGUUGUGGAGCUGUUGUUGCGAAAAUAUCCGGAUCAUUGGAAUGUCUUCGCCCGCGACAACUACUUCAAACGGCCACAGCUUGUACAGACGCCGAGUGGGGAAGGGGAGAAGGCUAUAAAGAUAGCUUGCCGCAAUCGGGACUAUGACCUGUUUGAUCCAUGCUCACCAUACCAAGAGCUAAUCGACGUCUUGUUGAAGUUCGGAGCUCAACUCGCUGACGCUGAAGAAAAACCCGCCGUUGAAAAGUCCGCCCGUGCAUGCAGCGUCGCUCCACCGCAAACUAAAGAGGAAUAUGUGGAAUAUGCCGAAGACUUUGUUGCAAAGAAUAUAAACAACUUUGUCGAUGUGACGGAAGAAUCCGUCAAAUCUAUUGCUGAAGUCGCAGCGGCCCAAGCCGACAUCGUCGCCACAGAACUUGGAUUGCGUCCUGAAGUAACUCCUGGACUCGUGAAACUUGCCUUUUAUGAUUUUGUCAUCUUGUGCGAUGAUAGUAGCUCAAUGACUUUUGAUGAGCAGUGUAUUCCAGCGCUUAAUGAUACCCUCCGACAGGUUGCUCAUUUUGCCACCAUCCUCCAGCCGAAGGGAAUAUCAGUCCGAUUUCUGAAUCAUGAUGAAGGCAAUGCAAGAAGAUAUGACAACUUAACGGAUGCACAUGACAUAGCAGUGAAAGUUUCGAGCGUACCAUUCUAUGGCAACACUCGACUGGGCAGUGUCCUCAAUGACAAAAUUGUGCGGCCAAGAAUUAUUGAUAAAAUAACAUCGGGUAAGCUCGAAAGGCCGGUGUUCGUGGUCAUCAUUACAGACGGACAACCUACCGACGAGCACCCAGAAAGUCUGCGCAAUACUAUCCGUUACUGCAAAGAUGCCCUCAGCCGUCAAUCCUAUCGUGACGCGGCGGCCGUCUUCCUCAUCUCUCAAGUAGGCGACGCCGCUCAUGCCACAACGUUUCUCAAGAGUCUUGAGACCGACCCGCAAAUAAGCAGCAUGGUGCUGUGCUCCACAGAAAAUAUGGCUGCAAAGCUAGCGCAAUUUCAAAGCAGCCAACAAGAUAAGCAAUACACUGCUUGGGUAAGCAAAUCUAUUCCCAAAAAGGUGCCAAGUUUAGAGGAUUGA